This is a messenger RNA of Sceloporus undulatus (fence lizard), 2663 nucleotides long. It is a transcript of the gene TRIM55, whose product is annotated as tripartite motif containing 55. The record is from RefSeq and is a predicted model, not a curated record. Bases 144 to 1745 code for a protein of 533 amino acids. The transcript has 10 exons. Lineage: Eukaryota; Metazoa; Chordata; Lepidosauria; Squamata; Phrynosomatidae. Gene Ontology annotation, molecular function: zinc ion binding.
UCCAUUAAAACAAUGUCCUCCAGGGAAAGAUCCUCAAAGGACAUUUGAUCUCACAAGCUUUGGAAUUCUUUCGAGGGACCUAACCCGGAAACCAGCCGGCAGCACUCUGAUUCUGAGCCUAUAUUCCUUGGAUUCGCUAGGAGAUGAGCACUUCUCUUAAUUACAAGUCUUUCUCCAAAGAGCAACAAACUAUGGACAACUUAGAGAAACAGCUUAUUUGUCCAAUAUGUUUAGAGAUGUUUUCUAAGCCAGUGGUUAUCCUCCCCUGUCAGCACAACCUGUGCAGAAAAUGUGCCAGUGAUAUCUUCCAGGCCUCGAACCCAUAUCUGCCAACCAGAGGAGGCACCACUGUGGCUUCAGGGGGUCGAUUCCGCUGUCCCUCUUGCAGACAUGAAGUAGUUUUGGACAGGCAUGGAGUCUAUGGUCUUCAGAGGAAUCUGCUGGUAGAAAAUAUAAUUGAUAUAUACAAGCAGGAAUCUACCAGGCCUGAAAGAAAAACUGAGCAGCCAAUGUGUGAAGAGCAUGAAGAUGAGAAAAUCAAUAUUUAUUGCCUGAAUUGUGAAGUGCCCACAUGCUCAAUGUGCAAGGUUUUUGGUGCACAUAAAGACUGCCAGGUUGCACCCCUCACAAAUGUUUACGAAACACAUAAGUCUGAACUCAGUGAUGGCAUUGCAGUAUUGGUGGGAAGUAAUGACAGAGUACAAGGAAUAGUAACUCAGCUGGAAGAAACCUGUAGAGCAGUUGAGGACUGUUGCAAAAGACAGAAGGAGCAUCUAUGUGAAAAAUUUGAUUGUUUGUACUCAAUUUUGGAAGAAAGAAAAAGUGAAAUGACACAAGUCAUCACUAGGACCCAGAAGGAGAAACUGGAACAUGUCCGGUCUCUGAUGAAAAAGUACACAGACCAUUUGGAGAUGGUGUCAAAACUGGUGGAAUCAGGCAUCCAGUUUAUGGAAGAGCCAGAAAUGGCUGUGUUUUUACAGAAUUCCAAAGCAUUGCUUCAAAAAAUUACCGAAGCCUCUAAAGCAUUUCAGAUGGAAAAAAUCGAGAAUGGUUAUGAAAGUAUGAGCCACUUCACAGUCAAUCUCAACAGAGAAGAAAAGAUAAUAAGGGAAAUUGACUUUUCCAGAGAGGAGGAGGAGGAAGAUGAGGAUGUGGCUGAAGGAGAAGCAGUCCACACAGAAUCAUCUGGUGAGGAAGAGGGAGUAUCUGAGCAAGCAUCUCAACAACUACAGCAGAAUGCUGUGCCAGAAGAAAUGCCAGCUGUUUCUCAGACUAUCCUACCAUCAACAUUGCCACCGCCACCAUCCAUGAAUGCUGCCUCUUCCGAUAAUCAGGGUGAAACUGUGCUGACUACAACCCAACAAUCUGCAGGACUAGUAGACAUUGAAUUGGCAUCAAGAGGAGAGCUGAUUGAUCCUUUGUUUUAUCCUAGCUGGUAUAAAUCUCAGCAACAACAAACAAGCAAUUCAAACACAACUUCAGUGACCGAAAAUAGGCAGGUAGGGCCUUGCAUUCCUGCAGAGGUGAAUGGAAAGAAGGCAGAAACUCCAGGAAUAGCUACUACUACAAAUGUGAGUUCUGCCAUGAAUGGUAAGGAAGCCAAUACACCCACAGAUACUUCACAGACUGGGUCUGAAGCAUCCCCUCCAGGGCAAGUGGAAGGACAGCCUAGGAGCAAUGAAAGAGUUGAUGAGCCAGCUCGCCAUGUCUUCUCUUUCUCCUGGUUGAACUCUCUGAAUGAAUGAUGACUCCAGCAGCAGGCCUCUGGAGGGACUCAUAGGCAGCAAAGCAAUGUGUCUCAAAGUGAUAACAAGCAGGACAUUUGAAGAAAAUGGUGGAUCAGAUUUUGUCCCUUCGCAUUAGAUCUGACUCCUCUGAGAUUUUCAGAAGCAGCUCCACAAUUUGAGAAAGGGGAUGGGGCCAAAAAAAACAAUAAGGAUCAAUUGCUAAUAAAAUGAACUGAAGACCAAGUUCAUAUCAGCUUUUGAGGUAAUGACAGAUAACAUCUGAUAAUCUUAUUAACUGUCUAGCUGACAUCCACAUAUGAGUACUCUGUUUGAUGGGGCUUUAUGUGACAGAUAAUCUAUGAUGCAAACAAGCAUGAUAAUUUCAAUUGAUCCUGAGUCUGCUUAAGCAAAAUUAAUGUCAAAAAGGAAUGUGUUUAAAAGAAAACAGGACAAUACUGUUGUAACAAGUAACAUGUUAAAAUCACUAUAUUCACCCAUUUGUAAAUGUCUUGGGCAUUUUCUUAGUUUUAUGGAAGUGAUUUAUCAGCAUUCUUGUAUAAAAUACCUGCCAUGUCUUUAUUAAAGCCAUUAUUACUGUUAAUAAACUUCUCAAUACUCAGGAAGUCUCUUCACCCAACCAAUUGUGGCAGAUCUUCAGUUAGAAUUCCUAACUGUAACUUUUCAGUAGGUCAUGGCUGCUUCUGAUGCACAGCGUUUGGCAAGACAGCCAGUCAUGCAGCAUGAUAGAUGUGAUCCUACUACUGAACAUAUGAGAUGACACACACCUGGCCCCCUCACCACCAACCAGCAAUAAAUUCAUUCACUAAUCCACAGCAGUUUUCCAGACAUUGAAAAAGAUGCAUGCUACCUUCUUUCUGCGUUCAUGUUGUUCCUUUCUUCUUUGUAAAUUAUUGUUGCUAUUAAUAAAGAUUUUUC